Symbiodinium necroappetens is the source of this 486-nucleotide messenger RNA. The record is from the annotation of a GenBank genome assembly. Lineage: Eukaryota; Dinophyceae; Suessiales; Symbiodiniaceae.
AUGCUCGCCAAGGUUACAGGAAUCUUCGUGGACAAUGCCAAGGCUCUCAAAGGUGCAGACGAGGAUGCGAUGUACCUCGAGGCGUUGACUGAGAGGAAGCGGUGGAUCGCAGACAUCAAGGACUUGUUCAUCAAACUGGCUCACAUCAAUGGCCAGUUCACCCUGGAAGAUUUCAAGGAGCAGAUGUACAACAUCAAGGUUCAGACCCUUUUCCGCAAGCUCGGCAUCAAUUUGGACGGCAUCAACGCCGAAGAACUGUGGGACAUUCUGGAUGCAGACCAGAGCGGCUGCAUCGACGAAGAGGAGUUCGCCAAAGGCUUGAAGUUUUUCCAAGGGCCGGCGCAGAGCAUCCACGUCUACCGCUUGAUGCGCGAGGGCUCGAAGCUCCACGACAAGGCUUCUUUUGUGGCUGAAAUCAAGCCCUGCAGGCAUUUCACUUGGAUGUUUCUCCUCCAGCAAGAAGCUGAGUCGGAACUCCUAGGUUAG